Messenger RNA from Trichobilharzia szidati, 2871 nucleotides. Lineage: Eukaryota; Metazoa; Platyhelminthes; Trematoda; Strigeidida; Schistosomatidae. The record is from the annotation of a GenBank genome assembly.
AUCGAACAUUAGUUGUGGAGUGCGCUUACUAUUGUAGUAGUUCUUGUCGGCAUGUCAGAUAGAGGGUUUCAUGGACAUCCGCGUGGACGUGGAGCACCUGGUGGUCGGGGAGACCGUAAUGGGUCAGACAGGCCCUCUGGAAAUGGGUCACGCGUCAACAUUUCAGGACCGUUGAAGAAGCCUGCUGAAAGAGGUCAUUCAGCUUCGUCUGGUUCUGUAUGGAGUUUCAAUGCACCUUGCGAACGGGGUGAUAUUCCGUCGUCUUCGGAAGUCGAAAUUGCCUCGGAAGCUGCCCGCCAGAGAAAGAGCCAUCCAAUCCAGAAAUCUGUGUAUGACAUAUCUACGGGAAUUUCGAAACUAAACAUGCAGAAGACACUUAGAAUGCCGAAUAGACCAGACCAAGGAGGUACAAUUGGCAAGAAAGUCAAAGUCACUUCAAACUGUUGGGAUUUAACUUUUCAUCACAAAACGGUAUAUCUUUAUUUUGUGGAAGCAAACUCAGUUCACCGAUUGGAAGCUAAGGAGGGCAGUAAAACUGAGAUAAGAAUGCCACCAAAAGAGUUGAGAUCUUUAAUUCAGCAGGUAGCAGACUCUUUACCAGAUACGAUUAUAUAUGAUGGCGGUCAUGCCAUAUACUCUGAAGAUCCGUUACCUGGUGUCACAACGGACCCCGUCGAAAGAGAGAUUGAAAUCAAAGAGCCGUUUGGUCGGGACCGCCUCCUUCUCAAGUACCGGAUUAUGGAAGUGCAGAAGGUGUCUACUUCUGAUAUCAGUCAUUUCAUAACGAGUCCGAAAGCGACCUCAAUGAAUAUGCCUCAAGAAUGUAUCAGAUUGUUAGAUUGCAUCUUGAAGACGGUGUCAAAGCAGUCGUUUGUAUCCCUUGGACGCGCAGCCCUAUUUCAGGGGACACCAAUAAAAGUGGUUGCAGAUAAGCUCUUCGCUAUUCAUAAGGGUUUCAUUAGUAGUGUGAGGCCCCAGUGGAAAGUUCGUGUGAACUUGGACAUGACGUGCAAGGCCUACUUUGUAUCCGGGAAUCUAGCGGACGUCAUGUACUCGAAGUACGGAGACAACAUGGCUAGAUGUAGCACUCAAAUGGCAUACGACUUGAGAAAGAUACGAGUUGAGACUGAUAAAUUCUACAGGAGCGAUGAUGGACGUGCAUAUUCCCGACGCUUCACCGUGCACGGGAUAUCCUCACAACCAGCCGAUCGUUUGAUGAUUGAGGAGUUGAAGCAGUCCGUGGCUGAAUACUUCAAGGAGCACCAUCAUAUUACUCUGAAGUAUCCAGAGCUGCCGUGUGUCAAGGUUGAUCAAAAGCGUGAAGUGUAUGUGCCGAUGGAACUGUUAAACAUUUUGCCAUAUCAAGCUCCUAAUGUGAGUAAAGCCGAUGUUGCGAGUGAAGUUAUCCGUUGUGCAGCAAUUCGACCACAGGAGCGCUUUAGAGAGCUGGAAAAUUUUGCUAAUAAUAUGCUGAAGUCCCACCCACUGAUUAAACAAUUUGGUUUAGCGAUUCAGCCGAGGCCAGUGGAAGUUAACGCACGUGUUAUCCAACCGCCAACUGCUGGUUUUGGUCGUUCUGGUGUGCAACAGCUGACGGCAGGUAAAUGGAGCACGCCUGGCUUUCUUCACCCUGCCGGCGGAGGAGUAGAAUUAAUGUGGGCUGUACUUAGCAUUCCGCCUGAUCAGCGGUCUCAUGGUCAUGUACAGAAGGUGAUAUCAGAAUUGCCUAGAGCGGCCAGUCGCUUUGGUGUUCGGUUUAGCCCUCGACCGAUUGUGGCGCAGUGUCCGAGAGGAGAACUUCACAGGAGGUUCGAGGAGUUUUCCAGACAAGGAUGUCGCUUCUUGCUUCUCAUCCUGUACGAUGAAAAGUGCUACUCAUCCAUUAAACGUCUGAGUGAUCUACAAAUGGGCAUUCGGACCCAAUGUGUACGAGGUCGUACUCUGGACAAACCGAACGUUUUCCCGAACCUGUUGCUCAAACUGAAUGGGAAACUCGGCGGUGUGAACUGGCAAAUUCCUGAUCUGAUUAAGGACAGUCAAGAGUUGCUUAUGGUUUUCGGAGCCGACGUCACUCAUCCGGCGCCUACACAAACUCAUGAAAUUCGGAAGUCAGUAGCUGCUGUUAUUGGUAGCGUUUCACCCGAUCUGAUGAGAUACGGGGUAGUUAUCCGUCAACAGGCAACCACAGAAAAAGGCAAUAAGUCAGCUAGGGAAAUAAUCGACGACAUGCGUCUGAUUGUCAGUGAGCUACUCCAGCUUUACCUGCGUAACACGAACGGGCGUUUCCCGACGCGUAUGAUAUUCUAUCGGGAUGGAGUUUCGGAGGGCCAGUUCGAAAAUGUGUUGGUGGAGGAGUUGUGUGCAAUUCAAAGAGCCUGCGCAGAUGUCCGUCCUGGUGAAGAGCCUGCUAUCACUUAUAUUGUUGUGCAAAAGCGUCACCAUAUUCGGUUUAGACCAUCUGACCCCAGGGCAAGAAACGUGGAGCCAGGAAUGGUGGUUGACACAGAUAUCACGCAUCCCAGGGAAUUCGAUUUCUACCUCUGCUCUCAGGAAGGGAUUCAGGGUACAUCGAAACCUGCUCACUAUCACGUUUUGUAUGAUGAUAGUAACUGGACAUCGAAUGCUCUGCAGAUGUUCACCUACCACUUAUGCUACGCGUACAUGAGGUGUUCCCGUAGUGUCUCGUAUCCAGCGCCGACUUAUUAUUCUCAUUUGGCUGCAUUUCGGGCGCGUGAGUGGUUAUCGGACGUAGAGAAACCAGAGAUUCUGUUAGAUGCUGGUCGUUUCAAAGUUCACAGCAGUCAAGUUGACGGCAUGUUUUACUUAUAAACAGAUUUUGUUAUUUUCAUAUAAAUUGUAUUUCCUUUUGAA